UUUAUCAGAGGCUGCGGCCAAUCAUGGUUACGGACUCGAACAAUACAUUAUCUAAUCCUUAAUCUAAGCCGGUGCCUCUCCUCAAGACGGAGCAUUAACCGGAAGCAGGGUUUCUUAUCCAUUUGUCGCCGCUCGUGCCCGCUCGGUUUAUGGGUGGGUGCGCACUCCCGAGACACCAGGAAACAUGGCGGCGCUCAUGACUCUCAGUCAGUUAUCAAGUGGAGACCCAGCCUAUGAGAGCUAUUACAGACAGCUGGAUCCAGCAAACACAGGCAAAAUAUCAGCUGGAGAUGCAGCUCAGUUCCUCAAGAAAUCAGGGCUGUCAGACAGUACUUUGGGGAAGAUUUGGGAUUUGGCAGAUUCAGAAAGAAAAGGCUAUCUGGAUAAGCGGGGUUUCUUCAUAGCUUUGAGACUCGUGGCUUCAGCACAGGGUGGAAACGAUAUCAGCCUUAACAACCUUAACCAAAAUUUAGCUGAACCCAAAUUUAGGGACACGAACAGCCCAUUAUUGAGUGUGUCAAAGACAGGAAGUGACUCACAUUGGGCAAUUAGACCUGAUGAAAAAGGAAAGUUUGAGGGCAUUUUUAGCAGUCUGUCCCCUGUAAAUGGUCUUCUCUCCGGGGAUAAAGUCAAACCAAUUUUGAUUAAUUCCAAGCUACCUCUGGAUAUCUUAGGAAAGAUUUGGGACCUAAGUGAUGUUGACAAAGAUGGACACUUGGACAAAGAUGAAUUCACAGUGGCCAUGCAUCUUGUAUAUCGUGCCAUGGAUAAGGAGCCUGUCCCAACUACCUUACCCACUUCACUCAUCCCACCUUCUAAAAGGAAGAAGUUUGCAGGUGCACUGCCAGGUGCUGUGGCUGUGCUGCCUGCUCUGUCUGGGCUCAUGGCUGGCCCUGCUCCCCUCAAGGAGUCCCUGCGAAGCACUCCUCCUCUGAGUAGCUCUACUCUCAACACCAAAACUGUCAACCUCUCUCCAAAACACUCCUUUAAAUCCAGCUCACCGUCCCAGCCAGCAGUGAACUGGGUGGUACCAGUGGCCGACAGGGAGGGUUAUGAUGACAUGUUCAAGAAAAUAGACACUGACAACGACGGCCUCAUUAACGGAACUGAGGUCAUAGAGAUCUUCAUGCAGUCCAGUCUCUCACAGACAAUGCUGGCACAGAUAUGGGGACUCGCUGACACUAAACAGACGGGCAAGCUGACACGGGAGCAGUUCUCUCUGGCCAUGCAUUUGAUCCAGCAGAAGACCACUAAAGGCAUAGAUCCUCCCUCAGCUCUAACCCCAGACAUGAUUCCCCCAUCAGAACGGACUGCAGCUUCAGCGGCGGGCCCUAACUAUGCGGCGCUUCUGUCAGCUGUGAGACCUGAACUUACUGCACUAGAUAAUCUCCACAGAGACAGCACCAGCUCCACAGUGGCGGCCGAGCUGACAGGAAUCAAAGAGCUGGAUGACCUCAGCCAGGAAAUAGCUCAGCUGCAGAGAGAGAAAUUCAUUCUGGAGCAGGAGGUCAGGGAAAAGGAGGAAGCCAUCAGACAUCAAAAUAGUGAAGUUCAGGACAUGCAGGAUGGAUUAGACAGGGAGAGCAGCAGCCUUCAGGACCUGGAGUCGCAGAAGCAGGUUGCCCAGGAACGUCUGGAGGAGAUGGACCAGCAGCGCUCCAAGUUGGAGGGAAUGCUCAGUGAUGUCAAGCAGAAGUGCCAGGAAGAGUCCCAGAUGAUCUCAUCCCUGCAGAGCCAGAUCCGCUCUCGAGAGAGCGACCUCCGGAGCCAAGAGGAUGAACUGGGCCACACCAAGGUGGAGCUGAGCCGUCUGCAGGAGGAGGAGGCCCAGCUGGAGCAGAACCUGCUGUCCGGUCGUGUCCAGCUGGACAGCAUCAUUAAGUCGCUCAAAACCACUCAGGAAGAGCUCAACCAGGCUCGCAGUAAGCUGUCGCUGAUCCAGGACAAUCAAAAAGAGGUGACCAAGACCAUUGAACAGUACAACAGUGCUUUGAGCGACAUCAAUGGAGGAGACUUCAGCAACCUGCCGGACUUGAGUGAAGGAUUGGCUGAGAAGGAGAACGGAGGUUUCAGGAGUGCGGAUGAUUCUUUCAAGUCAAAGAUAGCCAUGUUCAACAACAGUAGUGCUAAGCAGCCUCCAGCAGAUCCUUUCCAGACGGAGGACCCCUUCAAGUCGGAUCCCUUCAGUGAUCCUUUUGGAGGAGAUCCUUUCAAAGAAAGCGACCCCUUCAAAGGCACCUCAUCUGAAGAUUUUUUUAAGGGAACAGACAAGCCAGACCUGUUUGGAUCUUCAGAUCCUUUCAGUAGAAAACCCGCACUGCCAGUCAAGCCGAGUGCCUUCAGCAGUGGUGACCCUUUCGCAUCAAACAGCCUAAAACCAAAGGAUUCAGAUGUGUUUGGGACAGCGGACCCCUUUGGAAGCAGCUCUUUUGGAAGCAGGGGGGGCGGAUUUGCCGACUUUAGUCAGAUGUCAAAGAAGUCAGACAACCCUGUUCUCCCAACAAAGAAAAAUGUGCCUAACCGACCUGCACCUCCCUAUGGUAUGCUCAGUUUGACUGCAUCAGAGCCCAUCCAGAGCGUUUGCUCCACAGCAGACAAUAAAGACCCUUUUGUUACGACACACUCGAGUAAAACGUUCAAAGACUGCCCUGUGGGUUUUGCAGAUUUUGGUUCUGAUCUGAAUAUGUCAAGUUUGGAAGUGAGAACCAGCAACUGGAGUGGGCCAAGCGGGAGAGCGAACGCGAGGAACAGGAGAGGCUGAUGAGGCUGCGGCUCCAGGAGCAGCAGGACCUGGAGCUGGCUAUCGCUCUCAGCAGAGCCGACAUGCCCGGCUCCUGACCAGGCGUCCCCAACCACAGCUUUCAGUCUCCCUCGUUCUGCCGUACAGUCUUCCUUGUCCGCAGGCUCAUGACAACCCCAGCAACACUGGCCCGACAUGACUAGCAGCCCCUGUUACCAAUUUGUGGAAGAGACCAGUGAUUCUCCAGCCAUGACUGGACUCAUGUCAAAUGACUCCACAUUUAGCAACCAGUUAAGGUUCAUUGCUCCCAAACUACAUGGCAACUAUAAUCAGGGACAAUACGGAGCCACUUGAUUUAAGCCUGGCUUCAUCCUGAAAGAACAUAGCGAUUUAACGCAACCCGAACUAGCAGGGUGCUCGACUACAACUUCUGUAUAUCUCCAUAUCUUGUUACGGCUAAUCACCCUGACCUAUCCACAAGCUUUUCUGUUGCAAGGAAAUAUAUAUUUUACUAUUUUAUUUAUAUACAAAAGCAAUGGAUCUGUGGUGUAUGAAGUACUCGUAAAAUGCACUGUAUCAACUGAUUCAUAUAACCUUUAAUUUCUCAGAAAAACUUCCUGUUGGUGAGUCAGACCAUCUACGCUAACUACUGUUGGCCUGUGAUUGAGUUUGUCCAAUUUCUUUUCUGUUCAAUUUUUUUUCUUUUUUAAAGUAAUACCUUCGUGUACUGUAAAUAUUGUUAGAUGAUGGUUUUUAUGUGCCAGCUUCUGAAAAGCGGAGUCCAUUUUUAAAACAAAAACGAUCCUGUCUGAAAGGACCGGAGCUUAAUGAUCAGAUCAUCAGUGGCCUGAUUUAUAUUUUUAUUCCAUAUGUUACAAGUGCUUCCUGCUAUUUAUGCCUGUGUAUGCAAUAUUUAUGGCCUUAAAGUAAAUCAUCGGUCGCCACUUGUAUUUAAAGUAAUUAAGACGCUAGCGAUAAUCACGGAGGCCUUUCUGAUGCCAGCAGCUUGUGUUUGUCAGAUGGUCUAUCAUUGUUUCCCCUGGUGUAACGCCCAAAGAUCUCACACUCCCAUACAACUAAAAGCCUCUAUAAAAUGGAAGUGGUGUAAACCUACAUUGUUUAUUCUGGUACUGUCACACUUAGCUUUGUCUUUUUUUUUUUUGUUCCUCCACAUCUUCACACUACCACUGAUGCACAUGUGACAACCGCUUCCAACUUCUUACUUUUCUCUGUACAGUCAACCAUUUUUUUUCCGUCUUCUGUGAUCAGUUUUGUUUUGUUUGUUUGUUUGUUUUUUUUUAACUGUUCAUUAAUGUCUUAUGGUCAAGUUGGAGGAGGUUUGUUAAAAUUUCUUAGAAUAUUGCAUCCUUGUAAUUAUCUAACACUAAUCAGGUUUAAUCGGCACAUAAUGUAUACACUGUAUAUUUUCCGGAGCUUCCUGGACUUGUACAGUGACAGGGCCUUAUUUAUCAACAUAUCAUCAUUGUAACAUGUAAUAUUGCACAGUAUGUAUAUAAUUAUAUAAAAAAAGUUGCUCAAAAA
Molecule: messenger RNA, 4282 nt
Organism: Scatophagus argus
Lineage: Eukaryota; Metazoa; Chordata; Actinopteri; Scatophagidae
Product: epidermal growth factor receptor substrate 15-like 1
Exons: 25
Coding region: 185-2761 (858 amino acids)
Biological process (GO): endosomal transport; endocytosis
Cellular component (GO): clathrin coat of coated pit; cytoplasm; plasma membrane
Molecular function (GO): calcium ion binding; cadherin binding
Source: RefSeq, a predicted model, not a curated record